UUACAAAGGUUAGGACUACUUUGCGUACGUGUCGGAAGUCUCGUUUCGAGCGAGAAUCCAGCGAGAAAUAUGGCUGCGCCCAUGUCCCCAUGCUUCGCCCUGCGAGGAAGUGAAGGUCUAUGGCUGCGAGAUGGACCGCCAUCAAAUCGGGCUCGUGAUGCCUUUCAUAGGGACAAAAGUCGAGCAUGUAAGGUGAUGACAUUCUCAGGUGAUGGAGCUCUCUUUGCCUGGUGUAAUGGACUGUGCAUCCAGGUUGCAGACGUUUCGACUAACAAGGUGCUAUUUACCCUCCAGAAGAGGAAGACAUCAAAGAUGCAGUUCUCUCCUAAAGGAACGUACCUGAUGACCUGGGAGACAUACAUUGUUACCGAGAAAGGUCAGCAGGGAAACCCCAACCUGGAAAUCUGGAAUGCCAGGACUGGUGAACUGGUAAGAAGCUUCAUACAGAAGAAGCAUCAGAAUUGGGCACCACAGUUCUCCCAUGAUGAUACGUUAUGUGCUAGAAAUGUCACAAACGAAGUACAAUUCUUUGAGAACGGCUUCGAGACCAUCAUCGACAAGCUCCACCUCGACAAGUUGACACACUUUAGUAUGUCUCCAUGGGGACCACCAUACUUGGUGGCGGCGUACGUUACAGGAAGCAAGGGCUCACCAUCUUCCGUCAAACUCUACCGACGGCCGAAUUUCACGACUGUGAUUGGAAAUAAUAGUUUCUAUCGAGCAGAUGACGUUGCGCUGUUGUGGAACCCAAAAGGCAAAGCUGUCUUACUGCUGCUUUCAAUGGAAUCGACAAGCGAUUCUUAUUAUGGUGAACAAUCGUUACAGUUUAUGGGCGCUGAUGGCGUUAGCUGUCGGGUGCCUCUAGGGAAAAAUGGUCCAGUGUACAAUGCUGAAUGGAAUCCCAAGAUGCCUGAAUUCUGUGUUGUGUACGGAUUUAUGCCAGCAAAGAUUACACUCUACAACCUGAAAUGUGACCCAGUCUUCGACUUUGGAACUGGUGCUUGGAACUCCAUAUUCUACAACCCACACGGAAAUAUCCUAUGUCUGGCUGGUUUUGGCAACAUCCGUGGCAACACAGAAUUCUGGGACUUGAAGCAGAAGAAGCAGAUCAUCAAGAGUGAUGCGUCUGACAUCACGGCGUUUGAGUGGUGUCCGGACGGGGAGCACAUCCUCUUGGCAACGACAGCUCCACGGCUACGCGUAGGAAACUGUUUUAAAGUGGUCCAUUACACUGGGACACUUGUCUGUGAAGAGGCAACACCUGUGAAUGAGGAACUAUGGGAAGUAAAAUGGCAGUCCGUCCCAGAGGGCACGUUUCCUGUCAAACCUAUCCAGUAUAAACGAGUUGAUUCGUCAGUCCCUCAGGCCCCACUGCCAAAGAAGGUAGAAGCCUAUCGGCCACCCCAGGCCCGGGGUCACGCGUCAACGUUUAAACUCCAUGAGAACGAACUGCCAUCAAAUGCCAAAAAGGAUGAAAAUCUAUCAAAACAGGCUCUGAAGAAUAAGAAGAAAAGAGAAGCUAAGAAAGCCAAACAGGAUCAGGCCCAGUCUGACCCAAUGUCUCCUGCAACAAGCCAACCAUCUCAACAAGCAACUGGCGGUCAACCCUCCAGGCCCCAGAGCAGUGGUCAGCCUGCCAGGGCCCCAGCAGGCAGUAGCUCACAUGGCCAGUCGGCAAGAAUGGGAUGCACCGGUGACCCAGAAAAAGAUAAGAAGAUACGCAAUCUAUCGAAGAAACUGGAACAGAUUGAGAAACUGAAGCAGCAGCAAGCAGAGGGGAAACAACUCGAGCUCAACCAGCUUGAAAAGAUCAAGACUGUUGAUCAGAUUAGACAAGAAAUUGAGCAGAUACGACUUGCAUAGGGGCUUCUUUAUAUCGGUCAGAAUGGUUGUAUUUACUGGAUAACAGAUGGCUAUGACAAGAAGACAAAACAAAGACGUCCCUACUAAUUGGACUGAGACAUAUUUAGGAUGGGGUCGGCACACACACUGUUGCCCGUCAACAUGUCACAUCCUCUUGGAGACGGUCACAAGAGACGCAACUUUGUAGCAGCUUGUCACACUCACCCUGGAGGGUCUCUACAAAUGCCCUCCUGUUGGGUUCUGGGUUCUGCCUUCAUGAAGGUCGACUAGGUUUGGGAGAGAUAACUGUAAUCUGGGGGUCUGUAAUGCAGUAGAUAUGAGCAUUUGGCUCCUUGUAAAUUGUAUGUGUACAUAAAUCAUCUUCUAAAAAGUAUUUCAUAUAGUAAUUUUAAACCCAUCUUUUGUGCUCUGUAAUUAUUUUAGAGUGGAAAAGAAUAAAAAAAUUAGUUGAAAGAGUGUAUUUCCUUGGAGCAACUACUUAUGCAGAGCUGAGUGGUCCAUCAAUCAAUGUUAAGAAGUCUGUGUGACCUUACCCGUGUCCUGGCGUGGUGACACAAUUACGCAUCAAAAUUUGAUUUUGUAAUCAAAAUAUUGGGCAUACAAAGUUGUCUAUGUGUUAACACUUUAAAGGGUCCCUUCCCAUUCAAUAACAAAUAUUCACCAAAAGUAAUUUAAACUAUUAUAAUUUCUCUUCAUCCCAAAUUGUUGUUUUGAGGACAGAGUCACAAUCAGAAUGCAGGGAUGCAUUCACUUUGAACUGGGACUCGACAAGUGUAAAACCAGACAGAUUGUUAAACUAUGUUUAGUUAUCUUGAGAUUAAAUUAUCAGGAAGUAA
Lineus longissimus is the source of this 2699-nucleotide messenger RNA. Its product is annotated as eukaryotic translation initiation factor 2A-like. Gene Ontology annotation, biological process: translational initiation. The transcript is spliced from 13 exons. Gene Ontology annotation, molecular function: tRNA binding; translation initiation factor activity; protein binding. The record is from RefSeq and is a predicted model, not a curated record. Gene Ontology annotation, cellular component: cytosolic small ribosomal subunit. The coding region runs from base 70 to 1863 and encodes 597 amino acids. Lineage: Eukaryota; Metazoa; Nemertea; Pilidiophora; Heteronemertea; Lineidae.